This is a messenger RNA of Myotis myotis, 3387 nucleotides long. It is a transcript of the gene DLAT, whose product is annotated as dihydrolipoamide S-acetyltransferase. Gene Ontology annotation, cellular component: pyruvate dehydrogenase complex. Gene Ontology annotation, molecular function: dihydrolipoyllysine-residue acetyltransferase activity. NCBI's taxonomy places the organism in Eukaryota, Metazoa, Chordata, Mammalia, Chiroptera, Vespertilionidae. Gene Ontology annotation, biological process: pyruvate decarboxylation to acetyl-CoA. The coding region runs from base 136 to 2076 and encodes 646 amino acids. The transcript is spliced from 14 exons. The record is from RefSeq and is a predicted model, not a curated record.
GGGCGGGGCGCGUCGUCGGAGCCCGUUUGCGACAACGUGCGGCUGCGCGGCUUGGCUGACGGCAGCGCCGCGCCGCUCUCGGGGAGGUCACUCCGGAGACGGCGUAGGUUUGGGGGUGUUGGGGUCGGUGGCACGAUGUGGCGCGUCUGUGCGCGACGGGCCCGGGAUGCGGCUCCCCGGGCCGGGAUCGGGGCUCGGCGGGCCGCCCUGCGGGAGGGCCCGGGGGUCCCGAGCGCAACCCCGCGGGGCGCUCCGGCCCCGGCUCGUUGCCACGGCGCGACCCCUGGAUACUGCGGCGUCCGCGCCGUCUGCGGCUGGCGCCCCGGCCCGUGGGCCUCGUCGCGGGGUCGCUUCCCGCUGCAGCUGUUGGGGUCGCCCGGCCGCCGCUGUUACAGUCUCCCCCCGCAUCAGAAGGUUGCAUUGCCCUCUCUUUCCCCCACCAUGCAAGCAGGCACCAUCGCCCGUUGGGAGAAAAAGGAAGGGGAAAAAAUCAACGAGGGCGAACUCAUUGCAGAGGUUGAAACUGAUAAAGCCACGGUGGGAUUUGAGAGCAUGGAGGAGUGUUACAUGGCAAAGAUACUUGUUGCUGAAGGCACCAGAGAUGUUCCCAUUGGAUCAGUCAUCUGUAUCACAGUUGAAAAACCUGAGGAUGUUGAGGCCUUUAAAAAUUAUACAUUGGAUUCGGCAGCACCCACCCCACAAGCAGCCCCAGCACCAACCCCUGCUGUCACUUCUUCGCCACCUACACCUUCUGCUCAGGCUCCUGGUAGCUCAUUUCCCACUCACAUGCAGGUGCUUCUUCCUGCCCUCUCUCCCACCAUGACCAUGGGGACAGUUCAGAGAUGGGAAAAAAAAGUGGGUGAGAAGCUAAGUGAAGGAGACUUACUGGCAGAGAUAGAGACUGACAAGGCCACUAUAGGUUUUGAAGUACAAGAAGAAGGUUACCUGGCAAAAAUUUUGGUCCCAGAAGGCACAAGAGAUGUCCCUUUAGGAACACCACUCUGUAUCAUUGUAGAAAAAGAGGCAGAUAUACCAGCAUUUGCUGACUAUAGGCCAACUGGAGUAACUGAUUUAAAGCCACAAGCACCACCACCUACCCCUCCCCCGGCGACCCCUGUUCCUCCAACUCCCCAACCUGUAGCCUCUACACCAUCAGCCACCCGCCCGGCUACUCCUGCUGGACCAAAGGGAAGGUUGUUUGUUAGCCCUCUUGCAAAGAAAUUGGCAGCAGAGAAGGGGAUUGACCUUACACAAGUAAAAGGGACGGGACCAGAAGGCAGAAUCAUCAAGAAGGACAUCGACUCUUUUGUGCCUACUAAAGCUGCUCCUGCUCCAGCAGCUGCCGUGCCUCCCCCAGCUCCAGGAGUGGCACCAGUACCUACAGGUGUCUUCACAGAUAUCCCAGUCAGCAACAUUCGUCGAGUUAUUGCACAGCGGUUAAUGCAAUCCAAGCAAACCAUACCUCAUUAUUACCUUUCUAUUGAUGUCAAUAUGGGAGAAGUUUUGUUGGUACGGAAAGAACUUAAUAAGAUGUUAGAAGGGAAAAGCAAAAUUUCUGUCAAUGACUUCCUCAUAAAAGCUUCAGCUUUGGCAUGUUUAAAAGUUCCUGAAGCAAAUUCUUCUUGGCUGGACACAGUUAUAAGACAAAAUCAUGUUGUCGAUAUCAGUGUUGCAGUCAGUACUCCUGCAGGACUCAUCACACCUAUUGUAUUUAAUGCACAUAUAAAGGGGCUGGAAACCAUUGCUAAUGAUGUUGCUUCUUUAGCAACCAAAGCACGAGAGGGUAAACUACAGCCACAUGAAUUCCAGGGUGGCACUUUUACAAUCUCCAAUUUAGGAAUGUUUGGAAUUAAGAACUUCUCUGCUAUUAUUAACCCGCCUCAGGCAUGUAUUUUGGCCAUUGGUGCUUCAGAAGAUAGACUGGUUCCAGCAGAUAAUGAAAAAGGGUUUGAUGUGGCUAGCAUGAUGUCUGUUACACUCAGUUGUGAUCAUCGGGUUGUGGAUGGAGCAGUUGGAGCCCAGUGGCUUGCUGAGUUUAGAAAGUACCUUGAAAAACCUAUCACCAUGUUGUUAUAAUUAACCCAAGAAUUUCUACAGACUUUCCCAAGUUACAUUGGUUCAUUCUUAUCAAGAUAUAAAUAUGUUAUUAAAUAGGUGUUUCUUUUUAUUUUAAAGCUAACCAGUUAUUUUUUAGUCUGUCCAGUUAAGUUAUUUGUAAUGGUCAUUAUGUUAUCUUUUAAAAUGCCAGUUACACCCAAAUAUUGUGCACAUUUAGUAAAUACCAGCUUUUAAGCUGUGUACUCAUAGGCAAGGGACAUGCAGCAUAGCACUUUGGUGAUAAGUACUUCCACUGGGAAAUGUAGAGGUAGAAUGAGUCAGGUAUAUUCAAGUAACCUGGAUGAAACCAUGAGAUUUUGAGAUUUAAUUGCCUCAAAUGUUUUCCUUAUAUUUGAAGAAAAGAGAAAUCAGGAAAAUUUAUUCUCUUGGAGAAAAGGUUUGAAUCAAAGUGUGAUGUUGUAAUUUAACCCUAAUUAAAAUUUUUCUGUUAUAUGAUCUUGGUUUUAUCAUGGAUGGGAAAAGUAGAAAACUUCAAAGAAAAUAAGUGAAAAUUUAAAAGUCAGCAUUUUCUUAGAUUUCUUCAACCACUGUUCUAUGUUUAUUUUUUUAUGUAUCCUAAAAAGGUGGUUCCCCCUUCUUGAGAUGAGAUAGAAAUAUAAACCAGCUGCUUGGCAUAAAUGAGAAUUUGUGUGGGUGCUUAAACAAUUUAAAUGUAUAAUUCUGAGCAAAAUUCUACAGUUACCUCCAAAUAAAAGAAUAUGCUUAUAGAAUUUUACAGAGAAGUUGUGAAAGUAGAAUUUUUCCUCCAAUAUCAACUGGAGGUUACCUGCAAAUGAACUUAAUUACCAGAAUUUACUACUCAGAUAACUUUGGGAAACUGGAAUACGUAUACAUAUAUAACAUAUGAUUUCUAGCAAGAUAUGUGCCAAAGUCCGUAUGUAUAUCAACAAGUUCUGUCUGAAGAGGGAGAGAGAUACAUUGGUGAACAGUUUAGAAUAUAAAAGAUGAUGACCACAACAAAAUGGUCAUUUCUAUUUGGAAAAAGGAAAAGCUUAAAUGUGUGUUACAGUGUCCUUUAUUUUUCCACCCCAGUGUUGACUCGUGUAAAAUAAAAAAAGCCCUAAAAUCCUAUUGGAGAGAAAAUAAUUAUUUAGGUUGCAUACUACCUUAUCAGCCUAAAUAUUUUUUCCCAUUUUGCCUUCUGAGCAGGGACUGGGGUGAGGUUCAAGAUAAUAAAAAUGAAUUGGGAACAUUAUCACAAUUCCAGGCUUUUAAUUGAAUUGAUGUGCUUUAAUAAAUAUUUGAAAUUGUUUGACUAUUUAAAAUUAA